This is a messenger RNA of Priceomyces carsonii, 2739 nucleotides long. Its product is annotated as U4/U6-U5 snRNP complex subunit. NCBI's taxonomy places the organism in Eukaryota, Fungi, Ascomycota, Pichiomycetes, Serinales, Debaryomycetaceae. The coding region runs from base 1 to 2739 and encodes 912 amino acids. The transcript has a single exon. Gene Ontology annotation, molecular function: protein binding. Gene Ontology annotation, biological process: spliceosomal tri-snRNP complex assembly; mRNA splicing, via spliceosome. The record is from RefSeq and is a predicted model, not a curated record. Gene Ontology annotation, cellular component: catalytic step 2 spliceosome; U4/U6 x U5 tri-snRNP complex.
AUGGAAAGAAAGGCAUUCCUUGACCAGGAGGCUCCAGCUGGAUACGUUGCAGGUAUAGGGAGGGGUGCCACAGGAUUUACUACAAGCGCAGAUACUACCGCAAUUACAUCGGCUCCGUUAGUACCACCGAAAGAAGACGAUAAUAACGAAGACGAAGACGAAGAUGAUAUUCUCGAUAACAACGUUGAUUUGAAAGAUGAGACGGGUUUACUUGCUGUGAGAAGGAAUGAUAAAGAAGACGAAGAGGCAGACAAAAUAUACGACGAGAUAGAUCGACGAAUGCAAACAAGGAAUAAACGGCGAGUGGAACCAUCAGAUGAAGCUGAAGAUAGAGAAAUUAAAGAACAGUUUUCUGAUCUUAAGAUGGGCUUGUCAAAUGUUACAGCUGAUGAGUGGGAAAAUUUGCCGGAACCCGGAGAUUUGACAAGGAAGAACAAAAGAACUCGAUUGUUAGAGCAGCAAAAUAAACGGUUUUAUGCUGUCCCUGAUGCAAUAAUAGCUGGAUCUGGAUCCAUGGGCUCAUUGAAGGAAGGCUCGACGAACUUUGAAACUAUUUCAGCUGCCAGAGAUAAGCUUUUAAGCCUGCAACUUGAUAGUUUAGUACGACAAGAUUCCUCUACGGUAGAAGAUCAAUAUGAUCCUGUGUUAGAACAGGAAACAGACUUGGAUGAUCAGAUAGCAGACAUUGAAAGAAGUAGAUUGAUCUUAACUUCAUUGAGACGUACGGAGCCCAACAAAGCAAAUUCAUGGAUCGCAUCCGCUAGACUAGAAGAGCGGGCCAAAAAUUUCACUUUAGCAAAGAAAUUGAUUGUAAAUGGAUGUCACAAGGUCCCUAAUAGCGAGGAUAUUUGGCUUGAAAGUAUCAGAAUACAUCAAAAGUCAUCCGAGUCAACCAAAUUGUGUAAACGCAUUGUCCAGGAUGCCUUGAAAGUUAAUGCGAAAUCAGAAAAGCUAUGGCUAAAAGCAUUUGAACUAGAACAUGAGUCCGACGUUGUUUCACGGCGUCGUAUUUUGAUGAGAGCACUAGAAUAUAUUCCUUCAAGUGCCGAGCUCUGGAGGGACUUAAUUGGGCUUGAAGAAGAUACCGAAAACAUUAAGAAGUUAUUGAAUAAAGCUGUUGAAUUGUGUCCUAAAUAUUGGGACUUGUGGCAGUCUCUUAUAAACCUUUCAGGAUAUGAGGACGCGAAGUCUGUUCUAAAUCGUGCUAGAAGGGCCUUGAACAAUUACUAUAAGGUAUGGGUCACCGCUACGAAGCUUGAGGAACGUGAAAAUCCGUCAGUUUCUCCUGGUAAGUUGACUAAAUUAAUGGAAAAAGCAUUCAAAUCUAUUUAUGAGAACAAAACAGAUGGAGAAACCUUAAGCGCAAGACGCUGGCUCGAAGAAGCUGCAGAAGCUGAGAAUGAAGGAUUUACAAUUACAUGUCAAGCAAUUGUAUUCAAUGCUUUGAAAGGAUUUGAUAUAGAAAAUGACUUCGAUAACGCUACAAGAAAUUUGUUGACUGAAGCCAAGUUUUUCACUGAGAAAUCAAAUUUUGAAACGUCCAAUUUCAUCUAUCAGUGGAUCAUAGAAACGUAUCCAAAUAAUAUUAACAGCUGGACUGAGCUAUUCAGCUCAUUGAAGCGUUCAGGUAACGAUCUCAAGCGUCUUUAUGACUACUAUGAAAAGGCAAUAGAACUUAAUCCUGAAAUAGAACUUUUAAGACUCAUGUACGCAAAAGACAAAUGGGUAUUGGGUAAUGACGUAGAAAAAGCCAGAGAGAUACUAGAAGAAGGCACUAAGAGCCUACCACAGAGUGAAGAAAUUUGGCUUGCUAGAGUGAAAUUAGAAAUUAAAAAUGACAAUUUUAAAGCUGCUCAAAGAAUUUCUUCGGAAGUAUUAGAAGCAAUUCCUGGAUCAUCACCAAGAGUUUGGUUUAAACAUAUACACUUGUUGAGGUUUCUUGAGCAUAAUAGUCACCUGCCGUCUUAUGAAGAAGACAUCCUCAGUGCUACUAAUGAAGCUCUUGACAGAUUUCCUUCCUCCGAGAAGCUUUACUUACAAAAGGGUCAAAUUCUAUUGCAUGACCUAGCUAAACCUGAUCGUGCUAGAGAUACUUUCUCUUCAGGAGUUAAAGAAUGCCCAAGCUGCAUCGAAUUAUGGAUAUAUUUGUCUAAAGUCGAUGAAGUGUAUUUAAAUAGUUUGAUAAGAGCCAGGUCUGUCUUUGAUAAUGCAAUUUUGAAGAAUCCUUCAAGCGACGUGCUUUGGAGAGAAAAGCUGGAUCUUGAGAGAAGAUGCCAUAAUUUAAUCGCAGCAAGGCAGAUAAAUAAUAAAGCAUUAAAGGAACACCCAAGUUCUUCGGUGCUAUGGGUUCAACAUUUGUCAUUAAUUUCAAAGACAUCAGAGAAAAAAACGGCUUUGCUCGAUUCUUUGAAAAGUACUAAUAACUCAGCAAAGGUAUUGCUACACGUUGGUGUUAUAUUCUGGCAUGACAAUAAAUACAGUAAAGCUCGAUCUUGGUUUGAAAGAGCAUUGAGUAGCGACAAAACAAAUGGAGAUGCUUGGGCGUGGCUCUAUCUCUUUCUUAAGAAUAAUGGAACGGAGACGGAAAUGACCGACUUAAUCAAGGAUUUUUCUUCUAAUUCGGAUGGCAUUCGCAAAGGUGAUCGCUGGAAUGCUACGAAUAAAGACCCUUCUAAUUUAAACAAAAGUCCGAGAGAGAUUUUAGAUCUAGUAUCUCAGACGUUAAUACGUAAGCAUUAG